Lutzomyia longipalpis is the source of this 1394-nucleotide messenger RNA. RefSeq lists its product as uncharacterized. The transcript is spliced from 4 exons. The coding region runs from base 180 to 920 and encodes 246 amino acids. NCBI's taxonomy places the organism in Eukaryota, Metazoa, Arthropoda, Insecta, Diptera, Psychodidae. The record is from RefSeq and is a predicted model, not a curated record.
AAAAUACAGAGCAAAAGUACUUUGCUCUUGCUUUUCCAUGGCUUUUCGCGAUGGAUUUUCUCGUUUGGCCGUUGUCACUGGAAACUCUACCAGUUUAGUGCAAAAUUUUCCUUUGCAUCGUCAAGUUGUGUGUCCUACUGCUGAUUCUCUAGUGGUGCAAAAAAGAAGAAGUGCAAAUUAUGCUCUCACCCCGUGGAUUUCAGGAAAUAAAAGAUCACAUUUCUGUCAAUGAAGACAAAAUCCAUCUUUUGGAAGAAAUAAAUGCCGUCCUGAAGGAGAGGCAUGAUCACGAGUCCAACUACAAGGCAAUGUCGCUGAAAUUUGCAAAGAUGCAAAAAGAGGAGCGAGAACGUCAGGAUGAGUACGACAAGACACGCAAGGAGUUGCUGAGUGAGCUGGAGCACAAAGGGGCGCACCUGUGCAAGGAGCAUGCUCGACUUCUGCACCAGAUUGAGCACAUCCAGUGGCACCUCGAGGGAUGCGCUAAGCACCACAAGCCACCGUGUCACGGUAAAUCGCGCGAUAAUAUCCACCGCCAUCACCACGAUAAGAAGCUACCACCAGCAACGGCUGCCACAACGGCCACAACCACAACGGGUGCAACAAGUUGCCAGUCCUCGGCCACCACUCACGCUCCAGUGCAUGGGCACGCGCACCCACCAGCGCGCCCAUCGCAGAUGGCAAACUUGCGCAACACAUCUGAACGUCUUGUGAAGCAUAUUGUGGAUCUGAGGAAGAGGACUUUUGUGCUGCAAGAGCGGCUAGAGCAUGAGGUUGUACGCAAGAAGGAGAUGGAAAAGAAACUGUCGGAGAUUCGUAAGGAUAUUUCGCGCCAGAAGAAGUUGCUCUCAAUGCGUCGCGCUACGCCAUUGCCGGCUCUACCGCCUGUGGCCACGAAGAAGCAAAUCCCCGCCAAAUAGCCUUUAGCGAGGAGCAAUUCAGAAAGCGAUUGCUGUCUGAGGUGCCCUCAUAAAGGAAUUUGUCGUUCAGCGACAACAUGGUUGGACUAAGAAUGAUAAGAAAAUAUUAUAAUGAAGAUGGACUGGAAUGGCUCAAAUGGAUUGGACUUGAUGACUUCUUGGAGAAAACGAUGCAAUAUUAUUAAAAAAAAAAAUUAAAAAGGAAAUGAGAAUUGGCACAUGGCACAGCAGUUUAUAUAAAAGAUAGAAAAUUGCACACACAUAAGUUAAUCAUGUAAUGUUAGAGACUUUACAAUUUUUCUUACCCCACAAUCCUUUAACACGACAAAGAAGUUUUACCGGAAGUGUUGAGUUUUGGAAAUUCUAAGAUGGGUUUUUUUAGUAAGAUGUGAUUAUGGAUGUGUUAUAUGAGGCCUUUGUGGCCUGUUUGAUCAUUUUAUAGAUGUGAAUGAACCCUCAGAUAGCGGAUGGCGA